AAAAUAGUAGAUCUGAAAUUCUAAAUUGACUUUAACUUACCUUAUGUUAGCUGUUUGGUUGGCCUUUUCAGAGUCAUAAAUUUAGGGUGAAUCCUCCAUUGCUAUAUGACUCUGCUUCCACAUAGGCAUGUGGAAUACCUUAAAAAACAGUGACCCAUAUUGUUCAGAAAAAAAUAAAAAAUAUUAAUAAUAAAACUUUGCACAUAAGAAUCUUUAUUGUGGGUUUUCGGUAGACCAGUUUUAUGGGUGGAUUAUCACUCCGACGAGCAGCAUUAAAUGAAAUUAAGAGUUUUUCCCCACCAGUACCAGUGACUACCACCCGCCAGAUUUCAUUUGUUACAUUUAUUGCACUCGACAGCUUUCCUUUCCUUUCAUGUUCCAUGAUAAAGAAAACUCAACCACCGUCAUUGAUUCUAUUUAUCUACAUCUCCAGCUUUCUUUAAGUGGAAAAUACAUAUUAUAUAUAUAUAUAUAUCAAACUAGCUUUCUCUUCAUUCUCAUUGUUUUUUGAUAGCAGAAAAAAAAAAAAAAAAAAACACCAUGUCUGCCAUUGAAAUGGCCUCAAACACCAAGGUUCCUUACCAGAGACUCAUACAUGAAGAUGGGCUUGGCUUAUAUGAUGAAGAUUAUGAGAUGAGAGAUCAUCACCAUCAUCAUCAUCAGAAGGUGUUGGUGAGAUCAAGAAGUUGGUACAGAUUCAGAAAAGUGCCCAACAGGAGGAGAUUCAAGGUCAAAAUUCCAAGCUUGAGGAGGAUAUUGAGAAGGAAAGGUAAAUUCGUCUCAGCAGUCAGGCUUUCAUUUGGGAGAGUAAUGAAGAGACUGAAAGAAAGCCAGUCCCAUUUGAACGAUCUUUUUGCUGGGAACUACUUGUUCUUGCAGGUUAAUCCUGCUUUAUUCAAGUACCAUGAUAAAGGUCAUGGCUUUCCCUCUGCUACCUACUCUCUUCCUAGAGUAGCUUAAUUAAUGGGUUAUCUUGGAAUUUUAGUUCUGAAUCCUGAUCAAUAAAUAGUUUCUUCCUGUUUUCUAA
Molecule: messenger RNA, 1027 nt
Organism: Ziziphus jujuba (common jujube)
Lineage: Eukaryota; Viridiplantae; Streptophyta; Magnoliopsida; Rosales; Rhamnaceae
Exons: 1
Coding region: 541-960 (139 amino acids)
Source: RefSeq, a predicted model, not a curated record